Vitis riparia (riverbank grape) is the source of this 1341-nucleotide messenger RNA. RefSeq names its product serine/arginine repetitive matrix protein 1-like. The coding region runs from base 148 to 1341 and encodes 397 amino acids. The transcript has 2 exons. The record is from RefSeq and is a predicted model, not a curated record. Lineage: Eukaryota; Viridiplantae; Streptophyta; Magnoliopsida; Vitales; Vitaceae.
ACGCUUCUUCUAUCAACCAAGCCAUCAUCUGUCUCCCCCUCCUUCAUAUACCAUUCAUUCAGAGCAUUCAAUCCUUUGGUUCCUUCACAGCUUCCUCUUCUUUAAUGAAUUUUUUCUGAUCAAGACUGGUAAAAGCUUCAAUAAUUUAUGGCGACAAAGGGAAAGGAUGUUGGCUCGGCAGGGAAGGAGAAGAGGGGCACAUCCCCUUCAAAGCCUCUUCAAAGUGGCAGCACCCUCACUAAAAGAUGUCCCAAGCCAUCCAACCCUGACUCUACUGAUAAAGAUCUUUCAUCUGCAUCCCAAAAACAAAUUCCAAGCUAUCUCAGGCCUACCAUAAGCUCACAGAAUAUUAAGAAAGAAGACUCCACCCUUGGCCCCUCUGUCCACAGAAGAAGAUCCUUUGACAAGCCUCCAUCCCCUUCUCAAAUACAGAAAGCACUUCUCUCUCCCGGUGGUAGAGAUAGAGCAGUUAGAUCUUCUUCUGUGACACCAGCUAAGCCCACUAGUGCACCAAAGCCAAUCUCAGAUAGGACCUCAAAGACACCUAGGGUGGUAAAGUCUCAGCCAUCGGUAAUAAAAUCAACAAGCACAAAGAAGACCUCCAGUAACCCACCCACCAAGAAAGAAGCCAGUGCCUCAUCAGCCUCAGAGAAAAAAGCUCCAACCGUUGCUGAUACAGGAGACAAACUCAACAAUGAAUCCGAACAAGAAGAUCAGGAAUCGUUGGUUCCUGAUGUUCAAGAAGUGGAAGUGAAGGAUAUUGAUAAUGGGGUAGAAAUCCCCUCAGAUUCAUCACAUUUUGAUGUUGAAAAUAGUACUGAACCUAACAGUGAUCAAGAUGAGAAUCUCAAGCCUUGUGAAACUUCUACAGUUCCAGAAAAUCAAGAUGCAUCUACAGCAGCCGGCCCUGAAGAAAGCACUGAAGAUAAAAUUGAUGACCAAGAAAGUAAAGAUGAAAUCAAUAGCAGUCACCCAGAAGAAAACUCUGCAGGUGAGCCUAAGGUAGAAGCCCAAGACAAGCAAGGGGAGGAGGAUGCAACUGAAAAUCCCAUUACAAAGGAAGGGGAUGCACCAUCUACUGAAGAUUCUGGAGAUGAUCAGAACAAGAACAUGGUUGAGGAGCAAGAGGGUGAUGAAGGAAGCCAUAAACAUGCUGAUGAGGGAAAGCAGGAGCAUGUAAAUGAGGAAAGACAGAAACAUGUUGUUGAGGAACAGAAGCCAGAAGCAGAAAAUGUGGCAUCAAGCGACAAUCAGCUAACGGGAAGAAGGAUUCUCAGGUUUACAAUGAAGUUAUUGAGGAGACUGCAAGUAAGCUUCUGGAGAAGAGGAAAAACAAAGUGA